GCUUAAAAGGAUAUCGCCUCCUCAGCCAUGGGACUGUAGAAUCUGAAACCAACGCUCUUCUUCCUUUGGGCCCAACGACCUCUUCGCCUCGAGCGCUCAGUCAAUUGGCUUGCUCCUUUCUUUUGGCCUUCUUCCUGCCAGGCGUCCAACUGUGGCUGUAUCCACUUGAUUCCUUUAGUCUUUUGAAGAUCCAAUCGUUUGCCAUUCCUUGGCUACUAUAUCGCAAACAUUAACAGAGACAACCACUACUGCCAUGGCUGACGGACUCAACCAAGCUCGCGCCCUCCGAGUGGCGGAGAUCAUCAACGACUACCGGACUCUUCUCAUGCACAUCUCCCAGCAGAAUGUCCAAGCCCCGGCAGAUGAGUUCAAUGAAGAGGGGUAUAAAGUGAUCCGAGACGGUCUGGCUGCUGCGCAGGCUUUGAUGUCAUCCAACUACAACCCUUGCGCGACGCCAGCCCAUGCCGGCAACGUCGAGGUCGAGAAGGCGGAAUUGCGCAGAGUCAUCCUUGACGCUAGCGCCAGACGAUUCCAGGCGCAUCGCAUCUACUUGAAGGUCGCGGCCGCCAGACGAUGGGUCAUCAAUCGCCAAAACAUUCUGCGUGGACAGCGGCCGGGACCGCAGCACGCGGCUCAGUUGAAGAACGCCAGCAACACGUUCCAUGCUGAACUGGCUCAAGUGACCGAACAGCACGUGGUGGCUGAUCUCCGGGCAGCCGACACCCGGGCGGGUCAUUGGCUCAACGACGACCCUUCUCUGCCUACGAUCCUUCAAUGGAUUCGGUCUCAUUCAUGAGAUUUUUUUUAUGUCAAAGCCUGUGAAAGAGCAGCGAGUUUGAGUGGUGUAUGGAUACGAUGAUGUCGAUAAUCACGGGACUACAGUACCGGUUGGAAAGCGUCCACUGGAUGCAUGUUUCUCUAUUGUUGCUCAGCGCUGGUCGCUUGCAAUCGAUGGGUUUCGACAAGGAAAAGCUGUUUUGUGUGGAACGU
Molecule: messenger RNA, 990 nt
Organism: Aspergillus aculeatus ATCC 16872
Lineage: Eukaryota; Fungi; Ascomycota; Eurotiomycetes; Eurotiales; Aspergillaceae
Exons: 4
Coding region: 254-796 (180 amino acids)
Source: RefSeq, a predicted model, not a curated record